Molecule: messenger RNA, 1378 nt
Organism: Vigna radiata var. radiata (mung bean)
Lineage: Eukaryota; Viridiplantae; Streptophyta; Magnoliopsida; Fabales; Fabaceae
Product: rust resistance kinase Lr10
Biological process (GO): protein phosphorylation
Molecular function (GO): protein kinase activity; ATP binding
Source: RefSeq, a predicted model, not a curated record
AUAUGGGACACUUCCGGGAGGCUUGAUUGCUCGCUCAACUGCCACAGGUUCCUGUCAAUUUUGAGUAUAUGUGAUGGCAGGCCAAUAUGGUACCAGCUUUUAUUAUAUGCAAGAGAUACUAUUUACACUGCCUGGAUAGGUCUGGUUGAAACAUUAAAAGGACAAAAAGAAUUUGAUGAUUCCGGCAACAGUAAAUUAGGUUUAAUUAUUGGACACUACGUUUUACCAUCCUUCUUGGCUGGCAAAUUUUUUUUUGGGAUGACGUUAUUUAUUGCACUGUUGAUAUACAAAUGGAAAAGUCGGCAUUUGUCCAUGUACGAAAAUAUUGAAAAUUACUUGGAACAUGCCAAUUUGAUGCCUAUCAGAUAUUCAUACAAGGAAAUAAAAAAGAUGACCGGAGGUUUCAAGGAUAAAUUGGGUGAAGGAGGAUAUGGUUCUGUGUUUAAGGGAAAGUUGUGUAGUGGACCUUCUGUGGCAAUAAAAAUGUUAGGUAAAUCAACAGGUAAUGGUCAAGAUUUUAUUAGUGAAGUUGCAACUAUCGGAAGAAUUCAUCAUCAAAAUAUUGUAAAAUUGGUUGGAUUUUGUGUUGAAGGAUCAAAACGUGCUCUUGUUUACGAAUUCAUGCCUAAUGGAUCUUUGGAUAAAAUUAUUUUUUCCAAAGAUGGAAAUAUACAUUUAAGUUAUGAUGAAAUAUAUCAUAUUUCAAUUGGAAUAGCUAGAGGGAUAGCUUAUCUUCAUCAUGGGUGUGAGAUGCAAAUCCUGCAUUUUGAUAUCAAACCCCACAACAUCUUACUAGAUGGAAAGCUCACCCCAAAGGUCUCGGACUUUGGAUUGGCAAAAUUAUAUCCAAUAGACAAUAGCGUUGUCACAAUGACAGGAGCAAGAGGAACCAUUGGGUAUAUGGCUCCAGAAUUAUUUUAUAAUAACAUUGGAAGAAUAUCUCAGAAGGCUGAUGUUUAUAGCUUUGGAAUGCUUCUUAUGGAGAUGGCAAAUAAAAGGAAAAACCUAAAUCCACAUGCACAACAUUCAAGUCAACUGUAUUUUCCUUUUUGGAUUUACAAAUAUAUUGGAAAAGAAAAAGAUAUAGAUAUUGAAGAUGUCAAAGAGGAAGAAAAGGAAGAAGUAAAGAAAAUGAUUAUAGUUGCACUUUGGUGCAUAAAAUUGAAACCAAAUGACCGUCCCACAAUGAGUGAAGUAGUUAAAAUGCUUGAAGGAGACAUUGAAAGCUUGAAAAUACCUCCAAAGCCUACUUUAUUUCCGGAUGAAACAAUGUCAAGCGACUUAAGCUUCACUAGUUCUUCUAAUUCUUCCACGUAAAUUGCAGUUAAUCCUUAAUAGAUUAUAUAAUUUAUUGGUUGAAUAGUUCUUUUGUUUCAUU